Vespula vulgaris is the source of this 962-nucleotide messenger RNA. RefSeq lists its product as uncharacterized. NCBI's taxonomy places the organism in Eukaryota, Metazoa, Arthropoda, Insecta, Hymenoptera, Vespidae. The record is from RefSeq and is a predicted model, not a curated record. The transcript is spliced from 2 exons. The coding region runs from base 1 to 945 and encodes 314 amino acids.
AUGUUAACAUUAUUGGAAGACCCAAAUGAUAUUUCCAAGACGAGACCACUAUCAUCAUCAAACGACAUUUAUCCUGAUGCUUCCCCUUCAACAUCAGGACAAGCUUUGCUAGAUUCAACAUUAAUGCAUGAAGACCUUAAAAAUUAUGUUGGAUCUUUGCAAGAAUACUGUGUAGAAAAUAAAUUAACGCAGGCAGAGUAUCAAAUUACUGAUAUAACUGGCCUAGCACACGAACAAGUGUUUACCAUGUCCUGUACAGUAGGGUCAAUAACUGAAGAAGCAACGGGAACUACAAAAAAGCAAGUCAAACAAAGAGUAGCAAAAAAGAUAUUAGAACGUCUCACAAAUACUAAUGAUCCGUCAGUUGCAAACAAAGAUGAAUGCGGAUCUUAUAAUCCUUUUGAAGACUGUGACAAGUUGUCUGACAUAGACAAUGAUGUUCUUGACAAGUUAAGUUUAAAAAUAGAUAAUUGUAAACUAAACGAAACCAAAUCUCAAGCAAAUAAGAAAAAAAAAUAUCUAGAUGCAAAGGUCAAGAGUUACCUAGGACGAAUAUUUCAAAAUGAAGUUAUUGAUUUCGAAAAUUAUCAUUCGUUCUUCAAACAGUACGUUUACAAUACUGUUUGCAAUGGUAGCGAGGAAAAAUUCAUGGAAAUAUUUAAUACUGUCAAGAGCUUUAAGACGAAUUUUACAGAUAUAGAGAAAUGUGACAUCGUAACUUUAACUUCUCUGGAACAGGAGAUUUUAACAUAUAUUCAAGAGAAAAUGAAAUUAUCCAUAGAAAGAAAGAUUAUUGGUUCCAAUGAUCCAUCGCUACAGUUAACUGUUUUUAGAAUAAAUGCUCCUAUACCUAUAACUCAAAUUGGAGCACAUAAAGAUUCUAUGGUUUCAGGAGCAAUAGCUCUAGCUAAUAUUCUUGACACGAUUAUAACAUUCUUGGAGUAAAUGUAAAUGUCCAAUUU